Molecule: messenger RNA, 306 nt
Organism: Miscanthus lutarioriparius
Lineage: Eukaryota; Viridiplantae; Streptophyta; Magnoliopsida; Poales; Poaceae
Source: the annotation of a GenBank genome assembly
AUGGCUUCCAUCGUGCUGCUGCUGUCGGAGCUGCUGGGCGGGGAGAGCGCCAGCGUGCUGGCGGCCGAGCGCUACAUGGGCGGACACCGGAGCCUGGGGGAGUUCCGGCCGGCCGUCACGGAGGCGCCGGCCAAACAGGGCCAACGCCUGGUGGAGGACCAGCGCGCGGCCGCCGCCGGGACAGAGCGGGUGCGGGAGGAGGACAAGAAGAAGAGGGAGGAGGAGGAUCCGUUCGAGGACCUCGCGGUGUCCAGGAUCGCGGUCGACAUCAUAUUAGCCAGAGUCGUUUGCCCACCCAGACUUUAA